UCGGCGGUGGGGCGGCGCGGGCGGCGGAUGGUGCCGGGGCGGCUCUCGGUCGCUGGUGGGGGACGGAAGCCGGAGCCGGAGCUGGCUGCGAACGCCUCCCUCUCCCGUCCCGUCCCGCCGCGUCUCGUCGCGCCCCGCCGCCCUCCGCUGUGAGCCGGCAGCGCCGUACGAUGUGAGCGGCCGCGGGACUCGGCAGCGCCCCCGGUGCCCACGACGCUGGGGCGGGCAGCGAUGGCCGGAGCGUGGCGUGGGAGCGGCCGCCGAUAAGAAGCUCCGGGGGCAGCCGGGCGGCGGCGCGGAGACUCCCCCGGGCCGGGAAGCGCCGCUCCCGUCCCGCCCUCCUCCCUCCCUCCCUUCCUCCCCCGCGGCCGGUGCAUGCGGGGCGCCGGGGGCAGCGCUCGGCUCCUUCCCCCGCCGGACAGCGUGAGCCGCUCGGGGCCGCGCCCCCCGCCAUGUCCUCGUCGUCCAGUUCCUCGCAGACCCCCCCGUCCCACCACCAGCCCCCGCCGCAGAGGAUGAGGCGCGGCGCCGCCGGGUCCCCCACCGCCGGUGGCGGCACGGCCGGGGGCCCCGGCAACGGGGGCGGCGCGGCGGGGAGCAGCCGCCUCCUGCAGCCCAUCCGAGCCACCGUCCCCUACCAGCUCCUACGGGGCAACCAGCACAGCCCGACCCGCUCCCCCUCCGCCUCGGUGGGCAGCAACACCGGGCCGGGAGGGGGGCGAGGCGGCAGCCCUCCGCCCCCCAGCGCCACGCCGCCGUUGUCGGCGGGAGGCGGCGCGGCCGAGGCGGGCAGGGUGAAGGGUCGGCAGCGGCGCUCGCCGGACAGCGGCGGCAGCAGGAGGAGCAGCUCACCUGAGAGACGCAGCCCCAGCUCCCCGGUGUACAGAGUGGACAGGCCAAAAUCCCAGCAAAUCAGAACUUCUGGUACCAUAAGGCGAACUUCUUCUUUGGACACAAUUACAGGACCUUACCUCACAGGACAGUGGCCACGUGAUCCGCAUGUACACUACCCUUCAUGUAUGAAAGAUAAAUCUACUCAGACACCUAGCUGUUGGGCUGAAGAAGGAGCAGAAAAGCGAUCACAUCAGCGCUCAGCAUCAUGGGGAAGUGCUGAUCAACUAAAAGAGCAGAUUGCCAAACUGAGACAGCAGCUUCAGCGCAGUAAGCAGAGUAGUCGUCACGGUAAAGAGAAAGAACGUCAAUCACCUCUCCAUGGCAACCAUAUAGCAAUCAGUCAGACUCAGGCUUCUAUUUCUAGAUCAGUCCCUAUGCCACUGUCAAACAUUUCAGUGCCAAAAUCAACUGUUUCACGUGUGCCGUGUAAUGUAGAAGGGAUAAGCCCUGAACUGGAAAAAGUGUUCAUUAAGGAAAAUAGUGGAAAAGAAGAGAUAUCCAAGCCUUUGGAUAUCCCUGAUGGUCGAAGAGCCCCAUUACCCGCUCACUAUCGUAGUAGUAGUACACGAAGCAUUGACACUCAGACUCCAUCUGUCCAGGAGCGCAGCAGCAGCUGCAGCAGCCAUUCACCAUGUGUGUCUCCCUUUUGCCCUCCUGAAUCUCAGGAUGGGAGUCCUUGCUCAACAGAAGACUUACUCUAUGACCGUGAUAAAGACAGUGGGAGUAGCUCACCGUUGCCCAAGUAUGCCUCAUCUCCCAAACCAAACAACAGCUACAUGUUCAAACGGGAACCCCCAGAGGGAUGUGAGAAAGUGAAAGUCUUUGAGGAAAGCUUGUAAGUAAUGCCUUUUAUAUCAGCUGGUAUCUGCAAAGCAGUAAACCUGUUUACUGAGCCCAUUCAACUGCAGAUGAAUAAACUAUUCCAGCUGAUGAGUUUUUCAGGAGCAAACUAUCCUUAGUUUGUACAGAAGAGAAGUUGAAGUGUUCAUGUUGGUUUGAAGAGGAAAUGGAGUCUUUUAUGCUUGAACUCUUUUUGUGUAUUUAUAAAAAGGCAAGAAAAAUCCAAGCGGAAAAGAUAAGGUACAUUUAAUUUCCUAAGCGUUUAUAAACCUCACUUUCAUAUGCUUGUAUUAACUUUUGUAAAUGUUCCUUGUUUGACACAAAAACUCUCCUUGCCAGAAUUUUUAUCAGUUUUGAGCAUAGGUUGCAUUCAUAUACCCUAUGGUUACAAUUGUGUUUAAAACACAUAAAAUGACUUGAAAUCUAUAUAUUAUAAAGAGUUUUUAGAUGGUUGUAUACUUAAUGACAUAGACUUCGCUCAAUAGUUUUGCUGUUGAGCAGGAAAUCAGAAAUUAAACUCUUAGACAUGGUGUCCUUUUCCAUAGACUCAGCAGUAUUAGAACAUAUGCUGUCAAAGUUGCAUGCUUAGCUCCUGUGGAAGAAAAGAAUGAAGGAGGGGGAUGGUUCUUGCUCUAACGGCAUUCAUUGCCCAAUGGAUGGUGAAGGAGCAAUGCUGGGUUGUGGAGGAAGCCUCUGAGCAGAUUACAGAAUAUGGGAAAGGAGAGGUCAAUUUCACGGAGUUCCUUAAAGAUUUGAUGUGACUACACGUGUUGUUUCUGCAGUGCUAUUGUUAAAGAAGACUUUGUGUCGUUCUAAAUUACCAUGGCAUUUUUUCAUGUGCAUAUGUAUUGCAGAUUUUUCUCUCUGGAAAGGUGCAUGUUUAUCCAGUAACGAUGUCAUUUUUGUGAUGGCACUGUUUUUAAUGCUGUGGAUCAGUUAGCUGACUACCAAUAUGGAAGAUGUUUGCCCCUCUGUCCAGUUAAUCCCAUUCCUUGUCAUUCACAUUUUAGCAACCUGUAGAACCACAAAGUUCACAACAUACAAACAUCUCAGUCGGACGAGUAUAUAAUCUUUUUUCUUGUUGUAGGUCUCGUCAGCCUGUCUCAACCCCUCUCUUUUCAUGUCCUGACAAAAACAAGGUUAAUUUCAUCCCAACCGGAUCAGCUUUCUGUCCUGUAAAACUUCUGGGCCCCCUACUUCCCGCUUCAGACCUGACACUGAAGAACUCUCCAAACUCCGGACAAAGCACAGCUUUGAGCAGCCUGACUGUUGAGCAGCUUUCGUCUCGGGUCUCUUUCUCAUCUCUGUCGGAUGACACCAGCACAAUGGACUCUACAGAGGUCUUGGUACAGCAACCAUCCCAGCAGCAGCAGCAGCCUCUCCUGCAAGAAAUUCAGACUGAAGAGCAUUCCUCUCCUCAGAGCUACGCGCUCAUCUAGACCAAGGUGUGGAGCAGGCCUCUGCCCCAAAGCAAGGAUUGAGGAGGUAACGGUUCAGAUACAUCUGCAUGAGGUGGCGACCUUUCAGAACAAAGUGGAGUACUUAGCAGCAUUCUGAAAAAUAUCUCAACGCUGUUCUUGGCAGGGACAGAAUCCAUAUUCAGCAUCUUCUGUGAGAAAGCAGUAAUGCCUGCAGAAUCCAUAUAUCAUUAAGCGUUUUAAGUGGAGACUAUGCAUUUCAUAGUAUGUUUGACCAGAUUAGUACUGUGUCCUGUGUUCUGUUUCAAAUUCUACAGUAUAAAUAAGCUCUCUCUCUAUAUAUAUAUUAAAAAAAAAAAAAAAAGAAAAAAAGUUGCCUGUCUGAAUAGAAAAUGUCUUGCUGUGUUGUGUCCUAUGGAAAAUACUGUACUUCAGGAUUAUGUUUACAAUUGAUCCAGGUGUUUAUGUUUCUAACUUCUGUAAUACACACAAUGCAAAAAAAAUAUUAAAAAAAAAAGAAGAAAAAAGAAAAAAAAAACACAAAAAUGGCCACAACAGUUGCACAGUGCCCACCCUAUGGCCUAGCUUCAGGUACUUCUCUCGAAGUGUAAACUCAGGUAACUUGGAAUGUAUAUCAUAUUGGGAUAUUAAAUACUUUACAGCUACAAAGCUAAAGAGGGAACAUCACUCUUUUGCCUUUCCUUGUUUUAUGCAUUAAUAUUUCCUCAUUACAUUCCACUUUCUUGGAAUAAGUGCAUUCAGCUCCAGGUGAAUGGUGACCCUGGACGUGGGUGAACGUGAGGAGAACCAGCAAAUCUGUGAUGUAUAUCACUUUGUCAUGUGCUUACAAGCAAAAACAACUGUUGCAUUUACUGUCAUUUCAAUAUACGUAAAAUGUGGCAUUUAAAGGUUUCAGGUGUUGCUCGGUUAAUGACUGUUAAACUGUUGCAAAUAAAGUGUUCAGUACUAGGCUGUA
This is a messenger RNA of Coturnix japonica (Japanese quail), 4128 nucleotides long. The record is from RefSeq and is a predicted model, not a curated record. NCBI's taxonomy places the organism in Eukaryota, Metazoa, Chordata, Aves, Galliformes, Phasianidae.